UGCUCCAUCCCUGCCUGCUCUGGGCUGAGCAUCCCGCUGCUCCAUCCGCAUCCGUGCUCCAUCCCCUGCCUGGGGGAUGACGUCCGUCACUGAGCUGAGAACCAAAGGCACGGGGUUUUGGGGGUUGCUUUGCCAUUUUUCUCUGCACACAGCAUGUAUUUGAAUGCCCCCCAACCACCUCAGGGUCCCCUCACAUCCCAGGGGUCUCCUGGGGACAAUGCUCGGCACCUCGCAUCCCUCCCAGCAUCCUUUUUCUUUACAGAAGAGGAAGGGGCUGCCACUGCUCCCGCUGCGCUGCGGGGGUGAGAAUGUGGGGCUCGGGGGCUGCUCAGGGGCUUCUCCAUCACUGAGCCCCCCCAAAUGCCUGGAGGGGAGCUCACCCCCCCCCGUGUCCCUGACGUCGCCCUGGGUGCUGAGGUGGCUGCUGGGGUUGGGGGAAGCGGUUCAUCACGCUGUUCCCAAUAUGUCACUGCUCAUUUCUGUCCCGUCCCCGUGGAACGCAGGCGGCUGCCUGUGCUGCGGGGACACCGGGUGCUGGGGCGAUGCUGAGAGACGCUGACUCCGGCUGCAGCGCGGCUGCAGCGUUCCGCAGGCAGCAGGAGCAGAGCCCGGCUGCGGAGCUGGGCUGGGAUCUCUGCCUCGUCUCUGCACCCCUGGGCUCCAGGUGCCAAGGCAAAGCGGCACGAGAGGUGGACUGCGGUGCUGAGCCCCAGGGAUGGAGUGGCCAGCGAACACAGCGGAGAAGCAGAACCCUGUGGACUACGGCGUCCAGAUCCGCUUCAUCAAAGACUUGGAGGAGCCGCGGCGGCCCCCGAAGCCCCGCGGCAAGCCCGGCUCCUACGGGGUGGCGGUGCGGGUGCAGGGCAUCGCCGGGCAGCCCUUCGUCGUCCUCAACAGCGGUGAGAAAGGCAGCGAUUCCUUUGGGGUGCAGAUCAAGAGCGACGGCUCCUACCCCAACCCCACCGCUGGCCCUCGACCAUCCGGCUCUGUCAGCUCCGACUCGGAUCUGCCGGAAAACCCUUACGCUGGACGGCAGCCCCGGCACGGCUCAUCCUACAGCACCUCAGACGAGGAGGCAAGCGGUGGCGCGGUGACCUCCGGGCAUGAGCCCAAAUUUUCAUCAGGCACACGGCCGCCCGGUGAGAAGCUGCGGAGGUUUCAAUCCCAUGGGGAUCUGCUCGGCGCUGCCACGGAUGAGCCGUUGGCCACCGGUGCUCCUUGGGCAAACAGUAGCCGGGAUCUGCCCAGCGGCAAAAGCAGCAGCUUGAUGGACAUCACGCUGGAGCAGAGCAAAGCCACCGGCUCGCGGACCACGGCCAAGGUCACCUCCUCAGACACAGAGGCCGCAGUGGGCACCGGCGACGUGGACACCAAACCGCUCUCCUCAGUGGAUUCGCUCAUCAGUAAGUUCGAUGGGAAAGUGCAGCAGCGCGGACGAGCGGCCAGGAGGGGCCGGAUGCCCUCGGAGGAGAGGAAACGCUCACAGAGCCUGGACGGCCGUGUCUCCCACCGUGAUGUGCCGAAUGCCAGGGAGCUGAGCGGUGCUCAGCGCUGGGCCAGCGGCGUUCAUUCCCAGCCCGCAGUGCCCGCCGGCAGCCUGAGCCGCCCGCGCGCUGCUGCAGGAACAGAGGAGCAGGGCACGAGGAGCCAGCGGGCAACGCGGGGCGCGGAGGAGCCCGUGGCUGAGCAGCUGCAGAGCAAAGCCCGGGCAGAGCUGCAGCACCUCAAAUCCACCCCAGACCUGCUGCGGGACCAGCAGGAGGUUGCCCAGCCCGGCAGCAGCGAGCACCCCAAGGAGCUCAUCUACAGCAUCCUGAAGGAGGGGAGCAGCGAGAGUGAAAUUGCCCUGAAGAGGAAAACCGCCCGGCUGCUGGAGAAGAUGCAGGAGCUGGCAGGGCCCAGGGACGCUUGUUCUCAGCCCCAGCACAGGGACCUAACUCGGAAGGUGGAGGAGCUGCAGGAGAAGCUCGACGAGGAGACCAAGCUCCGCCAGAAGCUGGAGCUGCCCAGGGAGCCAGCGAGGAGCGGUUCGGCUCGAGCGCUGGAGUCGCGUCUACGUGAGGCCGAGGGGGAGAGCGAGCGGCUGCGGGCAGCCCUGGAGAAGAAAAACCAGGAGCUGCAGAGAAGCUUACAGGAGCUGAGCAAGGUGAAAACAGCCAAGGAGGAAGCAGAAGCCCAGCUGGGCGACUGUGAAGAGCGGCUGCUGGCCACGCACCGAGAGCUCGACCACCUGCGUGAGGGCUCUGGCGCAUCCCCGGACGCCGAAGCUUUGUAUAAGGAGCUGCUGGAGACCAGGGAGGAGCUGGAGGAGGCCCUGAGCUCCAGACAGCGGCAGGAGGAGCAGCUGCGGCUGCGGGAGCGGGAGCUGACAGCGCUGAAGGGAGCUCUCAAGGAGGAGGUAGCCAGCCACGACAAAGAGCUCGACCGCGUGCGGCAGCAGUACCAGAGCGACAUGGAUGAGCUGCGGCACAGCAUGGAGGGCAUCACGCAGGACCAGGCCAACCUGGAGUCGGAGAGGCAGAAGAUCAACGCCGUGGUGCGGAACCUGCAGCGGGAGCUGGAGGAGAGUGCGGAGGAAACGGGGCAUUGGCGGGACAUGUUCCAGAAGAACAAGGAUGAGCUCCGUACCACCAAGCAGGAGCUGUUGCAGGUGAAGCUGGAGCGGGAGGAGUUUGAGGAGGAGCUGCGGGAGCUACGGGAACGCUUCGCGGCUGCCAAGGAGGAGGUGGACCAAGCACGGAGCAGCACAGUGGACCCUGGCGAGCUGGAGGCCCUCAGGAAGGAGUUGCGGGAAGCGCGGCAGGCGCAGCGGGAGCUGGCGGCGGAGAAGGAGAGGCAGGAGGAGCUGCUGCAGCAGCGGGAGCGGGAGCUGGCAGCACUGAAGGGCACCAUGCAGGAGGAGGCAUCCAGCCGCCAUGGGGAGCUGGAGCGGUGUCGCCGGGACGUGCAGCAGCUUCAGGAGGAGCGGAACGAGGCCACCAAGGCAAAGGCUUCCCUGGAAAGCGCAUUGGAGGUGUCGGAGCAGGCGAGGAAGGCGGUGGAGUCCAGUCUGCGGGAAGUGCAGGAGCAGAACGAUGACUUGAGGAGGAAGGUCCUCGGGCUGGAGACGCACCUGAAGGAGUAUGAGCGCCUGGGCAAGAACUGGGAGGGCUCCCAGGCACGGCUAAAGGAGAAAGUCACCAAACUGGAGGCAGAGCGCAAGCAGGCGGAGGAGUCGCUAGGUGAAGCCACGGAGCGGGAGCAGGAGCUGCUGAUGGCCAAGCGGACGCUGGAGACCCACCUGGAAGAGACACAACGGAGCCUGGCCCGGCUGACGCAGGAGCACCAGGAGCUGAGCGUGUCCUACCAGGAUGAGCAGCGGCAGAAGGAGCAGCUCAAGCGCGCCAAGAACGACCUGGAGGAGCAGAAACGCCUGCUGGAUCGCACCACGGAGAAGCUGAACAAAGAGCUGGAGCAGAUGACGGCAGAGUCACACAACUCGCUGGCCGUGCUGAAGUCGCAGCUGGAGGAGUUCAAGGAGAAGUCCCGGAAGGAGAUCACGGACUCCCAGAAACAAGCCAAGGAUCGGGGCGCCGAGGUGGAGAAGAUGCAGCUCAACGUGGGGCGGCUGCAGGAUGAGGUCUCGCGGCUGAAGCAGGCGCUGCAGGACAGCCAGGCGGAGCGGGAGAGCGCGCUGCUGGACAAGGAGGUGCUGCUGCAGCGCCUGCACAACCUCGAGCAGGAGAUGGAGGCCAAGAGGCGCUCGCAGGAUGACCGCUCACGGCACGUCAAGGCGCUGGAGGAAAAGUCCAAGCGCCUGGAGGUGGAGCUGGAUGAGGAGAAGACCACGGUAGAACUGCUGACCGAGAGGGUCAACCGGAGCCGGGACCAGAUCGACCAGCUGCGGGCAGAGCUGCUGCAGGAACGCUCCAGCCGCCAGGACCUGGAAUGCGACAAGGUCUCUCUGGAGAGGCAGAACAAGGAGCUGAAGAACCGCCUGGCCAGCUCGGAGGGGCUGCAGAAGCCCAGCAGCAACAUCUCACAGCUGGAGGCGCGGCUGGAGGAGCUGCAGGACAAGCUGCAGGUGGAGGAGAGGGAGAAGAGCGUCCUGCUGUCCUCUAACCGCAAGCUGGAGAGGAAGGUGAAGGAGCUGACCAUCCAGAUCGACGACGAGCGGCAGCAUGUCAGCAACCAGAAGGACCAGCUGAGCCUGAAGGUGAAGGCCCUGAAGCGCCAGGUGGAUGAGGCAGAGGAGGAGAUCGAGCGGCUGGAGGGCGCCCGCAAGAAGGCGCAGCGCGAGCUGGAGGAGCAGCACGAGCUCAACGAGCAGCUCCAGACCCGCAUCAAGGCACUGGAGAAGGAAGCUUGGCGCAAAGCCGCCCGCACGGCCGCCGACACCUCCCUGCAAGACGACCAGCUCAGCUCGGACGAGGAGUUCGACAGCGCCUACGGGCCCUCGUCCAUCGCCUCGCUGCUCAACGAGGCCAACCUGCAGACGAGCUCCUGCUGAUGCCCGUCUACGCCGGCCCAGAGCGAGGAGCCGGAUACGGCCACUGCCGCUCUACACAAAAACUCUUCUCACCCCAAGGAUGUGAAGGAAGGCGUCGCUCUAGCCGCGGCACGUGGGGAUCCCCUGCCGGCUGCCUCCCCUCUCCAUCUCCAUGCAAGGAUCAGAGUGGGUCGUUGCCAGGAUCCCACCAGGAUGCCGCGGUGCCGGGGUCCAAGCAGGGGGAUCAUGGGAGGGGCCACUGGCCACCCCAGGUUAUUUUUCUGGGUGGACGCUUCCCCCCGCAGCCCCCCAGGGCGGGGUUCAAUAAACCUGAUUUCAAUAAAAAUCA
This is a messenger RNA of Cuculus canorus (common cuckoo), 4817 nucleotides long. It is a transcript of the gene CGN, whose product is annotated as cingulin. Gene Ontology annotation, cellular component: myosin complex. The transcript has 21 exons. NCBI's taxonomy places the organism in Eukaryota, Metazoa, Chordata, Aves, Cuculiformes, Cuculidae. The coding region runs from base 716 to 4489 and encodes 1257 amino acids. The record is from RefSeq and is a predicted model, not a curated record.